AUGUAUUUGAUCUAUGCGAUGCCUAUGCUGCAAAGUGCUGCUGAUUUGUCGGCCCAUACCACCGCAACUGAUGAUGAGAUGCUCGACUACACCAACCAGCUAAGGAAUGGAAUCUUGGAAGCCUACUCUGGUAUCCUGCAAGGAUUUAAGACUUCACCUAAGACACAACUACUGAUGCCAUAUGCUCCACAUAUUAUUCAGUUCCUUGAUGCUCUGUACAAUGGAAAGGGUUUGGAUGACACUGUGAUGAAGACUGCAAUAGGUGUCUUGGGAGAUCUGGCCGACACAUUGGGUGUCCAUGCUGGCCCGUUGAUCAAUCAAUCCACCUCAAGCCAGGCAUUUUUAGAGGAAUGCUUGGCAUCAGAUGAUCCUUUGGUGAAAGAAUCUGCCGAGUGGGCGAGGAUAGCAAUCAGCCGUGCAGUUUCGGGUUCACACUGA
Molecule: messenger RNA, 438 nt
Organism: Miscanthus lutarioriparius
Lineage: Eukaryota; Viridiplantae; Streptophyta; Magnoliopsida; Poales; Poaceae
Source: the annotation of a GenBank genome assembly